Messenger RNA from Asterias rubens (European starfish), 1050 nucleotides. RefSeq names its product allatostatin-A receptor-like. The record is from RefSeq and is a predicted model, not a curated record. Gene Ontology annotation, cellular component: membrane. Lineage: Eukaryota; Metazoa; Echinodermata; Asteroidea; Forcipulatida; Asteriidae. Gene Ontology annotation, biological process: G protein-coupled receptor signaling pathway. Bases 1 to 1050 code for a protein of 349 amino acids. Gene Ontology annotation, molecular function: G protein-coupled receptor activity. The transcript has 2 exons.
AUGACGAUCGCAAUGACACAACAAAACACGACGGACGGUGAGAGCGUUUACGAUGAGGUCACUAUCUACUGGGGAAACUUUGCCGAUAGUCAAUUGGUGUCAGCUUUCUACGGCAUCGUCUGUACGCUGGGUAUCCUUGGUAACCUACUGGCAGUUUUCGUACUCCUUCGUGUGCCGACAUUACGGUCGAACACCAGUGAUUUAUUGGUGCACCUAUCGCUUGUUGACUGCCUGGUUUGUGUACUGGUCAUUCCCUUUAAACUCGUCCCAACUACGGGCACGGCAGCCCCGCAUCCAGGACUCCUGGGUGAACUGAUCUGUCGACUUUACAUCAGUCAGUAUAUUUUCUGGGUCUGUUCCUUGACAUCGAUCCUGUGUCUUGUCACGGUCAACUUGGAGCGAUACAUAGCCAUCGUCUACCCAUACAAGUACAAAGUGUUGCUGACAAGAAAAAAGAAAUACCUGAUGAUUGCCUCAUGCUGGAUUAUUGGCGCCAUGGAACAAUCUUUUAGCGUAUUCCUGUACGGCGAAGACGAAGAAGUCGGUUGCAAGUUUUUGGAUUGGCCAAGCCCUGGUUUCCGGAUAGCCAUUGGAAUUCCAAAUGUCACCUUCUAUUUCUUUGGUCCAUUUGCUUUGAUGACUUUCAUGCAAUGGAGAGUCAUUACGACGCUAAACCGACAAGUGAAUUUACUGAAGAGUAGGCUGGCUUCUUCUGAUAUCCACAACCCAGACGGUGAGCGUGAAAUGUGGCAGCUUCGGACCUCCAGAAAGCUAUCCAAGACCCUCAUGACGUUCGUUUUAACAUUCGCUGCCUGCUGGGCUCUUAAUAAUUUCUAUUACCUGUUCUACAUGUUCGGUGUCCAUGCAGAUUUCACCAGCCCAACAUAUCACAUCAGUGUGUUUUUAGCUGUUGGUAAUUCCUGCGUGAACCCUAUUAUUUACACCAUGACAAACAAGUCGUUCCGUGUGGGGAUACGGCAGGCAUUCAGUAAAGGGGGCGAUUCUACCCGUGUAGGGGAUGGGACAUUGGAAAACGUGGCUUUAGGAUGA